AUGCGGGUCCCAAAGCUGAUUAAGGAAGGUGGAGAUUUACAAGAUCUGGUUCUUUUUCAGUUGAGUCACACUAUUAUGACUUCAUUUCGGAUGGAGCUGCUCCUUCCAUUCUCAGAAAGCAAUGGGGAACUGGUGCCGCCAAGGGUCAAAGAAUUUGUAUGGCUGGUGUCACUUGAAAAGAUCCUCAUACGCAUCGGUGGCCUUGGCAAACAUGGUUGGUCUGGUCUAAAGGUGGUUGCCCAAUUGGAUUUUACAUUCAGAACACUUGCUUGGAUUGUGAUCUCUAUUUAUUUGCACAUACGGUAUUCUUAUUCAAGUGAACACAUGUUUCCCAUUCUACUAAGGAUUUGGUGGGUCUUCUACUUCCUAAUGUCUUGCUCCUAUCUUAUUAUACUUCUUGAUUUGUAUUGGAAUUAUGCAUCCUUACCAUUACUACUAUGGGUCUCUAACCUUGUAUCCGUUAUUACUGGUUUAUUCUUUUGUUAUGUUGGGUUGUUUGGCUACGGGAAAAAUAAAGAUAUUCAUCUUUUGGAGCCUCUUUUGAGAACCAAUUCUAGUCGAAACAAUGAUGAUGAUGGACAGAGAUCAUGUGUCAAUGGAGAUGAUGUCAUUCCUUAUGAAAAUGCCACUAUAAUUAGUAUUUGUACUUUUUCUUGGAUUCAACCUUUGCUAGCACUCGGGUAUAAGAAAACAUUAGACCUUGAAGACGUUCCUCAGCUGGCCAAUUGUGAUAGUGCCAAGGUGAUUUUUGCUCAUUUUAUGAAGAAACUUGAAUUUGAUCAUGGUAAUGGUGGUCAAGUAAGCACUCUCAAGUUGGUUAAGGCAUUGAUUCUCUCAGUAUGGAAAGAAAUUAUAUGGACUACUCUAUUCUCCAUUAUAUCUACAUUGGCUUCUUAUAUUGGACCAUACCUUAUUGAAGCCUUCGUUCAAGAUCUCGAUAACCCUCACCAACUGAAAUAUAAGGGCUAUGUACUAGUGUUUAUUUUCUUUAUUUCAAAGCUCUUAAGGUGUUUCUCAGAGAGACACUUAUUUUUUCAAUUGCGAAAGAUGGGGAUUAAGGUUCGUGCUGCCUUAUUUGCAAUAAUCUUCAAGAAGAAUCUCACGCUUUCAAGCCAUGCAAAGCAGGGCCACAAUAGUGGGGAGAAUAUUAAUUUGAUAUGUGUUGAUGUUGAGAGAAUUGGAUUUUUCAGUUGGUACUUACACGAUAUAUGGAGGGUGCCUAUUCAGAUUUUUCUAGCAUUAUUAAUUUUGUACACGAAACUUGGGCUUGCUUCAAUUGUAACUUUUAUUGCCACAAUGAUUUUGAUGUUGGCAAAUAUUCCAAUGGGGAAAUUACAAGAGAAAUUUCAAGGAGAGUUAAUGGAUUCAAAGGAUCAAAGGAUGAAGGUGACGUCUGAAGCUUUGAGGAAUAUGAGGAUUCUCAAACUCCAGGGUUGGGAGAUGAAAUUCUUGGCAAAUAUAAUUGAGCUUAGGAACUUUGAAACAAGAUGGUUAAAAAAGUUACUUUAUACCUUAGCUAUGACUUCCUUCUUUUUUUUGUCUGCUCCCAUGUUGGUAUCUGUGGUUACUUUUGGGUUCUGUGUGCUGAUGAGAAUUCCACUAGAGUCGGGAAAAGUUCUUUCUGCAAUUGCAACAUUUGAGAUAUUACAAGUACCCAUUUAUAAUCUUCCAGACACAAUCUCAAUGAUCGUUCAGACUAAAGUUUCUCUCAAUAGGAUAACCUCAUUCCUUUGUCUCGAUGAUCUUUAUCCAAAUAUAGUACAAAAGCUUUCAAGAGAUAAUGCUAACAUUGCAGUUGAGAUAGUCAAUGGGAAUUUUUCUUGGGACCUUUAUUUCUCUAAUCUAAUAUUAAAAGAUCUUAAUUUCCGAGUAUACCAAGGUAUGAGAGUGGCUGUUUGUGGUUCUAUUGGAUCAGGUAAAUCAAGUUUACUUUCAUGUAUAUUGGGAGAAGUGCCAAAGGUAUCUGGAGCCAUUAAGUUAAAUGGUACGAAAUCCUAUGUUGCACAAUCACCUUGGAUUCAAAGUGGUAAGAUCAUAGACAAUAUAUUGUUUGGUAAGGAAAUGGAGGAGGAAAGGUAUGAGAUGAUCCUUGAAGCAUGUUCAUUAAAGAAGGACCUAGAAUUUUUUGCUUUUGGAGACCAUACUAUCAUAGGUGACAGAGGGGUCAACUUAAGUGGUGGACAGAAACAAAGAAUUCAGAUUGCACGUGCUUUGUACCAUGAUGCUGAUAUUUAUUUGCUUGAUGAUCCUUUUAGUGCUGUGGAUGCUCACACAGGAACUCAUCUAUUCAAGGAAUGUUUGCUAGGAAUUUUAAGUUCAAAAACAGUAAUUUAUGUUACUCACCAAGUAGAGUUUUUAUAUUCUGCUGAUCUUAUUCUGGUUAUGCAAAAUGGAAUGAUUACUCAAGCAGGAAAAUAUGAAGAAAUUCUUAAUUCAGAAACUGACUUUAUGGAUUUAGUGGGUUCACAUGCAAAAGCUUUGACAAAACUUAGUUCCAUUGAUCUUGGGGGUACUGCUUUGGAUAAUAUGUCUAAUGGCGAGGAAGAUCAUAAUAUGUUGUGUAGAGAGAAGUCUAUUCAAGAUGAUGAAGAAAUAGAAUCUAAAAACUACAAAAUAGAUAAAUCUGCUGAGCAAGAAGGGCAGCUUGUCCAAGAAGAAAAGAGAGAAAAGGGUGGAGUUAGUUUUUCAAUCUAUUGGAAGUAUGCUACCGCAGCAUAUAAAGGGGUUUUUGUACCAUUGAUAGUGCUGGCACAAUUUUUUUUCCAACUUCUCCUAAUAUUUAGUUGUUACUGGAUGGUGUUGGCCACUCCCGUUUCAGAGGAUGUGAGACCUUAUGUUUCAGAAUCCACUCUCAUCUAUGUUUAUAUUGCUUUGACAUUUGGAAGCUCUCUUUGUGUACUUAUAAGGUCCAUGCUCAUUGUAAUUGUUGGAUUUAAGACAUCCACUUUACUUUUCAACAAAAUGCAUAAAUGCAUUUUUCGUGCUCCUUUGUCGUUUUUCGAUUCUACUCCGAGUGGAAGGAUUAUAAACCGGGCAUCUGUAGAUCAAAGUGCAGUUGAUACUUCUAUUCCACAUCAAAUUGAAGAACUUCUUAUUUCAAUCAUAGGAUUCUUGGGAGUUAUUGCAGUAAUGUCACAGGUUGCAUGGCAAAUAUUAAUAGUUUUUAUUCCAAUGACGGUGACAUGCAUAUGGUAUCGGCAAUACUACAUAUUUGCAGCACGAGAAUUAUCACGGCUGGUCGGAGUAUGUCAGGCUCCAAUUAUACAACAUUUUUCUGAAUCUAGUUUAGGUUUAACCACAAUUAGGUGCUUUGAUCAAGAAGAGAGGUUUAUGGACACAAACUUCAAGCUGGUGGAUGGGUAUUCUCGGCCCAAAUUUUACUUUUCUGGUGCAGUUGAGUGGUUAUGCUUCCGUUUGGAUAUGUUGGCAUCCAUCACAUAUGUAAUCUCUUUGGUUUUCUUGUUUUUGGUGCCGAAGGGAAUACUAAGCCCAGGUGUUAUCGGUUUAGCAGUCACAUAUGGACUUAGUUUCAGUAUGCAAGGAGUUGUAUGGGAUCUUAGUAGUCUUGAGAACAAAAUGAUAUCAGUUGAGAGAAUACUACAAUAUGCUUGCAUCCCUAGUGAACAUCCUGUACUGGUAGAAGAAAAUAAGCUAGAUCGUGAAUGGCCUUCACAUGGGCAAAUUGAAAUUGCUGAUUUGCAGGUCCGGUAUGCCCCACAUCUUCCUCUUGUCUUACGAGGUCUCACAUGCACUUUCCCCGGAGGGAUGAAUAUUGGCGUCGUUGGUCGAACUGGAAGUGGUAAAUCAACUCUUGUACAAACUCUCUUCCGCAUUCUUGAACCAACAACUGGUCAAAUUUGGAUAGAUGGUAUCAACAUCUCCAAGAUUGGCCUUCAUGACUUACGCUCAAGAUUAAGCAUCGUCCCACAAGAACCAACAAUGUUUGAGGGAACUCUAAGAAACAAUCUUGACCCACUUGAUGAGUACAAUGAUGAACAAAUUUGGGAGGCUUUAGAUAAAUGUCAGCUUGGUGAUAAAGUUAGAAAAAAGGAAGGAAAGCUUGAUUCUGCAGUGACUGAGAAUGGAGAGAAUUGGAGCCUAGGUCAAAGACAGCUAGUUUGUUUAGGGCGGACAUUACUCAAGAAGAGCAAAAUUUUAGUGCUUGAUGAAGCUACUGCGUCAAUGGAUACUGCAACAGACUAUCUAAUUCAUCAAACACUUAAGAAACACUUCUCAGGAUCUACUAUCAUCACAAUCGCACAUAGAAUAACAUCAAUUCUUGAUGCUGAUAUGGUCCUCCUCCUCGAUAAUGGCCUUGUACUGGAAUAUGAUUCCCCAACCAAAUUGCUAGAAGUCAAGUCUUCAUCAUUUGCAAAGCUUGUUAACGAGUAUACUCGAAGAUUUAAUUCCUAGUUUUUGAAAAACUAAAUAAAUGAGUUUUGAAUGUUUGAAUCUAAACAUGGUGCAUUAGAUUGAGGUAUACUGCAUUUUAGUAUGACAAAAAUUGUUGGGAGAAGAAGG
Macadamia integrifolia is the source of this 4521-nucleotide messenger RNA. RefSeq names its product ABC transporter C family member 3-like. Gene Ontology annotation, biological process: transmembrane transport. Bases 1 to 4413 code for a protein of 1470 amino acids. Lineage: Eukaryota; Viridiplantae; Streptophyta; Magnoliopsida; Proteales; Proteaceae. Gene Ontology annotation, molecular function: ABC-type transporter activity; ATP hydrolysis activity; ATP binding. The transcript is spliced from 11 exons. Gene Ontology annotation, cellular component: vacuolar membrane; plant-type vacuole. The record is from RefSeq and is a predicted model, not a curated record.